Ambispora gerdemannii is the source of this 5124-nucleotide messenger RNA. The record is from the annotation of a GenBank genome assembly. NCBI's taxonomy places the organism in Eukaryota, Fungi, Glomeromycota, Glomeromycetes, Archaeosporales, Ambisporaceae.
AUGUCGGUUGCUUUGAUCGAACACCCAGAAACGAUGGAUGAGAGUGGCCACAAGCCAAAAAUCGGCGGUUUACUCGAUCCUCGUAUGGGAACCAUCGAUCGAAAUUUCAAGUGCCAAACUUGCGGUGAAGGGAUGGCUGAAUGCCCAGGACAUUUCGGCCAUAUUGAGUUAGCAAAGCCCGUCUUUCAUGUUGUUGUCAAAAACGAACAAUCCCAACAACAACAAAUCGAAGCGAGUUUUGGUUUGAACAGGAAAAAAGCGCAUGGCGGAUGUGGGGGAAAACAACCGACUAUCCGGAGAGAUGGUUUGAAGUUGAUUGCUAAUUAUAAAAACACGAGUGGAAAGGACAAUGACGCUGCCCAAGAUAUGACACCAGAGAAAAAAGCUCUUGCUCCACUUGAUGUCUACAAUAUAUUCAAAAAUAUCAGUGAACAAGAUCUCCUCGAUAUGGGAUUGAGUGUUGAAUUCGCUCGGCCCGAUUGGAUGAUUAUAACGGUACUUCCGGUGCCGCCGCCGCCUGUUCGUCCCAGUAUUCAAAUGGACGGAACUAGUCGUGGUGAAGACGAUUUAACACACAAGUUAUCUGACAUUCUUAAAGCUAAUCAGAAUUUGCGAAGGUGCGAAUCGGAAGGUCAACCGAAACACGUGAUUGAUGAAUUCGAAUCUUUAUUGCAGUUCCAUUGUGCUACGUAUAUGGAUAAUGAUAUGGCAGGUCAGCCUCAAGCCUUGCAAAAAUCAGGAAGACCACUCAAAUCCAUUCGUGCAAGAUUAAAGGGAAAAGAAGGUCGUCUUCGAGGUAAUUUGAUGGGAAAACGUGUAGAUUUCUCAGCACGUACCGUUAUUACAGGUGACCCAAACAUCUCGGUUGACGAAGUCGGAGUGCCACGAAGCAUUGCGCGAAAUUUGACGUUUCCGGAAUUGGUCACACCUUAUAAUAUUGAACAUUUGCAAGAUCUUGUACGCAAUGGACCAAAUGAACAUCCCGGUGCCAAAUACGUUAUAAGAGAUACGGGCGAGCGAAUUGAUCUAAAACAUCAUAAACGGGCAGGAGAAGUACGUUUGCAAUUAGGCUGGAAAGUCGAAAGACACUUGAACGACGGUGACGUCGUCAUAUUCAAUCGUCAACCAUCACUACACAAAAUGUCAAUGAUGGGUCAUAAAGUUCGCGUGAUGCCAUUUUCCACUUUCCGUCUUAAUCUUUCAGUUACAAGUCCUUACAAUGCUGAUUUUGAUGGAGAUGAAAUGAAUAUGCAUGUGCCUCAAUCUGUAGAAACCAAAGCCGAAGUGCAAGAAAUUUGCAUGGUUCCAAAACAAAUCGUAUCACCGCAAUCCAACAAACCCGUAAUGGGAAUCGUACAGGACACUCUUUGUGCCAUUCGAAAAUUCACAAAACGUGAUUGUUUCCUAUCAAAAGAUUUAGUAAUGAACAUUUUAAUGUGGGUACCCGAUUGGGAUGGACGUAUCCCGCGUCCUUGCAUACUGAAACCUGUUCCGAUGUGGACGGGCAAACAGAUUCUCAGUAUGAUUAUUCCAAAGGGUAUUAAUUGUCACGGUUUCCACGCCGGACAUCCUGAAAAAGAGCCACCGGGCAAUUCACCUGGUGAUACUCAAGUAUUGAUUGAAGAUGGACAGGUGCUUUGUGGUAUUAUAUGUAAGAAGACGGUUGGUACUUCGCCUCAGGGUCUUAUUCACGUUAUUAUGAAUGAAUUGGGUCCCGAGGCAGCAAAGAAAUUUUUGAAUGGUUGUCAAACAAUAGUCAAUUACUGGCUAUUGCAACACGGUUUCAGUAUUGGUAUUGGCGAUACAAUUGCAGAUAAAGAGACAAUGGACACGAUUACUUCCACAAUCGGUGCAGCAAAGUCUCGUGUACAAGAAAUCAUAUUAAAAGCACAACAAGACAAUCUAAAAUGUGAACCAGGAAUGACAAUUCGAGAAUCUUUUGAGCAUCAUGUCAACAAAGAACUCAAUACUGCACGUGACUCAGCUGGACGUAGCGCGGAGAAAAGUUUACGCGAAGAAAAUAAUGUAAAACAGAUGGUGGUUGCCGGUUCAAAAGGGUCUUUUAUUAAUAUCUCGCAGAUGACUGCUUGUGUGGGUCAACAGAACGUCGAAGGUAAACGUAUCCCAUUUGGCUUUAAAUUCCGUACUCUGCCACACUUUACCAAAGAUGAUCAUAGCCCUGAGAGUCGUGGAUUUGUUGAAAACUCUUAUUUGAGAGGAUUGACUCCGACAGAAUUCUUCUUCCAUGCUAUGGGUGGUCGAGAAGGUUUGAUUGAUACUGCUGUCAAAACAGCCGAAACUGGUUAUAUUCAACGUCGAUUAGUUAAGGCGUUAGAGGAUGUAAUGGUUAAAUACGAUGGAACUGUACGUAAUUCACUGGGUGAUGUUAUUCAAUUUUGCUAUGGAGAAGAUGGUAUGGACGGAUGUUUUGUUGAGAAACAAACUCUCGAUUCACUGAAUCUAAAUGAUAACGAAUUCGAGAGAAAAUAUCUCGUCGACUUGACAAAUCCUGCCUACACAUUCACUUCCGGCUCGCUAGCUCCUAAACUCGAAAACCUUUUACAACAAGAAAGCGAAGCCCGAACCCUACAAAACUUCUUCCAAAAAGAAUGGAUUCAAUUACAAGAAGACCGAAGAAUGUUGCGUGAUUUCAUCUUCCCUCACGGCGACAAUAAAUGGCCAUUGCCGGUGAACAUCAAACGUCUCAUAAAAAAUGCUCAACAGAUGUUUAGUUAUGAUAUUAAAGAGGGAAGUGAUCUACAUCCGAUUAUCAUGUUGAAUAGUAUGCAAGGACUACUUGAUCAGUUACAUGUUGUUAAUGGUGACGAUAAGAUCAGCCAGGAGGCACAAUACAAUUCGACAUUGUUGUUCAAGAUUUUAUUACGCUCUGUUCUUUCAUGUCGUCGUGUGAUUGAAGAAUAUCAUCUUAAUUCGAAGGCGUUCAAAUGGUUGGUCGGUGAAAUUCAACACAGAUUCCAAAAUUCAUUGGUUGCACCUGGUGAAAUGGUUGGCACUAUUGCCGCUCAAUCAAUCGGUGAACCAGCCACUCAAAUGACACUAAACACCUUCCAUUACGCUGGUGUAUCGAGUAAAAAUGUGACACUUGGUGUACCUCGUUUGAAGGAAAUCAUUAACGUAGCAAAGAACAUUAAAACACCAUCAAUUCACGUAUACCUGAAUGGAAGAUACGCCAAAGACAUGGAACUCGCAAAAGAAAUUCAAAGUGCUAUCGAAUACACGACACUCAAAACAGUCACACAAUGCACAGAAAUUUGGUAUGAUCCUGAUAUUCAGACAUCGAUAAUCGAAGAAGAUCGAGAAUUUGUGGAACUUUAUUAUCAAAUGGAAGACGACGACACGACUGUAAAUAAUUACACGCAAUCGCCGUGGGUUCUUCGAUUUGAACUUGGUCAUAGUGUAAUGCUUGACAAAAAACUUCCUAUGGACAUGGUUGGCAAUAAAAUUCAAGAUCAUUUUCGGCGUGAUAUUCACGCAAUAUGGAAUGACGAUAAUAACGAAAAGAAAAUUAUUCGGUGUCGUAUUCUCAAUGAAAUGUCCAAAGAAAAUGUUGACGAAGAUGGUGGCACUCAUUCCACUACUGAAGAAGAUGUAUUUCUCAAACGGCUCGAGAAUAACAUGCUUGGCACUAUCGGUCUUCGUGGUAUUAAGGGCAUAAAUCGUGUGUACUUAAUCCAAACAAAAAAGACUCAAGUAUCUGUGAAUAACCAAGGACAAAUCGUCAAAGAGGACGAGUGGACACUAGAGACUGAUGGCACUAAUCUGCAACAGGUGUUGUGUGUUGAACAUGUAGAUCAUAAACGCACCUAUUCGAACAAUUGUGUUGAAAUUAUGCAAGUUUUGGGAAUUGAAGCGACUCGUGCAGCUCUCUUGAGAGAGCUUCGAGGGGUUAUUGAAUUUGAUGGUUCAUAUGUUAAUUAUCGUCAUUUGGCACUUUUGUGUGACGUGAUGACGUCUCGAGGUCAUUUAAUGGCUAUCACUCGUCACGGAAUAAAUCGCGCAGAAACUGGUGCUUUAAUGAGAUGUUCAUUCGAAGAGACUGUGGAAAUUUUAAUGGAUGCCGCGGCCGCUGGUGAGAUUGAUGAUUGCCGAGGUGUCGCCGAAAAUAUCAUGUUGGGACAAGUUGCACCUUUGGGAACCGGAGAAUUCGACAUUUAUCUCGAUGAUGAGAUGCUAAAGACUGUUGCCCCUCCGCCAGACGGACAAAGCAAAUUACCAGAGGUGAAUAUGAGCAUGGAUUAUCGUCGUUCAGGUGCAAUGACUCCAGGACGCAUGACUCCCGGAAACAUGACCCCCUACAAAGCGGGAGGUCAAUCACCCUUCGCGCCUGAAUCUCCACAAUGGAUUGGCAAUAACCGAUCACCAAAAUAUAUAGAUUUCUCAAGACCAGGCACACCUGUAUUCUCACCAAUAGCCGAGGACUCGCGAACUCCUGCAAUGACUUCAAUGACCGAUCCAGGCAGUUCGCAUGGAUACAGUCCAUUCAAUAAUACUGCAUCUAGUCCAUUUAAUCCCAAUGAAUAUUCUCCUACUUCACCUACAUCAUUCUCGCCUGCCAGUCCUGCUUAUAGUCCUACUAGCCCAAGCUAUUCUCCCACGAGUCCCUCUGCAUCAUAUUCAGGUGCUGCGGGUGGUGUCCUAAUGAAUGGAGCUGGACUGAGUGCCGGUGGCAGCAGUGCUCUUGUACGAGGUGGCCUUGGUCGCAAUGGCGUGCUUCGUCCUUCUGCUACCACACCAUUAAAUAAUUACGCGGUAACCAGUCCAACUUAUUCACCUACAAGUCCCUCAUACUCUCCAACAUCACCAAGUUAUUCGCCUACCUCGCCCAGCUAUUCACCCACAUCACCAAGUUAUUCACCCACAUCACCAAGUUACUCGCCUACCUCGCCGAGCUAUUCUCCUACCUCACCGAGUUAUUCGCCAACCAGUCCUUCAUAUUCACCAACAAGCCCUUCAUAUUCACCUACCUCACCAAGUUAUUCUCCCACAAGUCCAUCUUAUUCUCCUUCGAGUCCUGCUUAUAGUCCUACAUCGCCACAGUAUUCACCUACUUCUCCAUCUUAUUCACCAACAUCUCCUACAUACAAUCCAACAUCUCCUUCAUAA